Molecule: messenger RNA, 3116 nt
Organism: Neltuma alba
Lineage: Eukaryota; Viridiplantae; Streptophyta; Magnoliopsida; Fabales; Fabaceae
Product: FT-interacting protein 3
Exons: 3
Coding region: 413-2737 (774 amino acids)
Source: RefSeq, a predicted model, not a curated record
AGCCUUCUCUCUCUGUAUCUCUUCAUUUUUCCUUGGGCCGCUCUCAUCGUUAUCUUUUCUCUCUUCUCAGUCUGGGAAUUCCCAGCUCUAUUCCUCGAGCUUCUUUCAUGUUCUUCCUAAGAAACUACCCAAUCUACUUCAACCCUCAUUUUGGAUCCAAAUCGCUUGGCCAAGGGUAGAUAAUCGGAUCUAAAGGCUUUGAGGGAAGCUCUCGACUUUCUCCGGCGGGAGUUAAGGUUAUUUACAGCAAUUGAACAUCGAACUUCGUGAAAUCAGAGAUCUAGCCAUCUAGGCUUCUCGGAACGGUAUCAUUUUCGAAGUUCAAACUCUAUCCCUGCGCCUGCGAGAUUUUAUCGUUCUACUUCGGUUUCAAAUUUUUCUGAAUUGGGUCUCCUUUUUCUGAAUCAAGAAGAUGCAGAGGCCUCCGCCGGAAGAGUAUUUAUUGAAGGAGACCAACCCUCACCUUGGAGGGGGAAAGGUCUCUGGUGAUAAAGUAACGAGUACCUAUGAUCUUGUUGAGCAAAUGCAAUACCUGUAUGUAAGGGUGGUCAAGGCUAAGGACCUGCCUGCAAAAGAUGUCACUGGCAGUUGUGACCCUUAUGCUGAAGUGAAGCUCGGAAACUACAAAGGCACCACUCGUCACUUUGAGAAGAAAACUAACCCUGAGUGGAAUCAGGUUUUUGCUUUCUCCAAAGAUCGGAUGCAGGCCUCGACGCUGGAGGUUACUGUGAAAGAUAAAGAUUUUGUGAAGGAUGACUUCAUUGGCCGUGUUUCAUUUGACCUGAAUGAGGUCCCUAAACGAGUUCCCCCAGAUAGCCCUCUGGCACCACAAUGGUAUAGAUUGGAGGACAGGAAGGGCGAUAAGGCAAAGGGGGAGCUAAUGCUGGCAGUAUGGAUGGGUACCCAAGCUGAUGAAGCAUUUCCUGAAGCUUGGCACUCUGAUGCCGCAACAGUUAGUGGGGCUGAUGCUCUUGCAAACAUUAGAUCAAAAGUGUAUCUAUCUCCGAAGCUUUGGUAUUUAAGGGUUAAUGUAAUAGAGGCGCAAGACCUGCUACCAACUGACAAGGGUAGAUACCCAGAAGUUUUUGUGAAGGCUAUCCUGGGAAAUCAGGCUUUGAGGACCAGAAUCUCUCAGAGUAGGAGCAUUAAUCCAAUGUGGAAUGAGGACCUGAUGUUUGUAGCAGCAGAGCCAUUUGAGGAGCCCCUCAUUUUGAGUGUGGAAGACAGAGUUGCACCUAACAAAGAUGAAGUGUUGGGGAGGUGUGUAAUUCCUUUACAGUAUGUGCAUAGGAGGCUAGAUCACAAACCUGUGGACACUAGGUGGUUCAAUCUUGAGAAACAUGUUGUUGUAGAAGGGGAAAAGAAGAAGGAAAUCAAGUUUGCUAGCAGGAUCCACAUGAGGAUCUCCCUAGAAGGUGGUUAUCAUGUUUUGGAUGAAUCAACUCACUACAGCAGUGAUCUACGCCCAACAGCAAAACAGCUGUGGAAGUCCAGCAUUGGCGUUCUUGAAGUGGGGAUAUUGAAUGCCCAAGGCUUAAUGCCUAUGAAAACCAAAGAUGGGAGGGGGACGACAGAUGCUUAUUGUGUUGCAAAAUAUGGGCAGAAGUGGGUAAGGACUAGGACAAUCAUUGAUAGUUUUGCACCCAAGUGGAAUGAGCAAUAUACUUGGGAGGUUUUUGAUCCUUGCACUGUCAUCACUAUUGGUGUUUUUGAUAACUGUCAUUUACAUGGCGGCGAUAAGGGUGGAGGAGCAAAGGAUUCAAGGAUUGGGAAGGUAAGAAUUCGCCUUUCCACCCUUGAGACUGAACGGGUCUAUACACAUUCCUAUCCUCUCCUAGUCCUUCACCCUAAUGGGGUAAAGAAGAUGGGUGAGAUUCACUUGGCUGUGAGGUUCACUUGUUCUUCUUUGCUUAACAUGAUGCAUAUGUACUCACAACCUUUGUUGCCAAAGAUGCAUUAUAUUCACCCAUUAACUGUCAGCCAGCUUGACAACUUGAGGCAUCAAGCAACUCAGAUUGUUUCUAUGAGGCUGAGUCGUGCUGAGCCACCAUUGAGAAAGGAGGUAGUGGAAUAUAUGCUGGAUGUGGGUUCCCAUAUGUGGAGUAUGAGAAGAAGCAAAGCUAACUUCUUCAGGAUAAUGGGAGUUUUGAGUGGAUUAAUUGCUGUGGGGAAGUGGUUUGAUCAGAUUUGCAAUUGGAAGAAUCCUAUCACAACAGUUCUGAUUCACAUCUUGUUUAUCAUAUUGGUUAUGUAUCCAGAGCUUAUCUUACCUACAAUUUUCCUUUAUCUUUUCUUGAUUGGAGUUUGGUACUAUCGGUGGAGACCAAGACAUCCUCCCCACAUGGACACUCGACUCUCUCAUGCGGACUCUGCCCAUCCUGAUGAACUGGAUGAAGAAUUUGACACAUUCCCAACUUCUCGACCGUCUGACAUUGUAAGAAUGAGAUAUGAUCGACUUAGAAGUAUUGCUGGGAGGAUCCAGACAGUGGUUGGUGACUUGGCUACUCAGGGAGAGAGGCUGCAAUCUUUGCUCAGCUGGCGAGAUCCAAGGGCAACAGCCCUGUUUGUGAUUUUCUGUCUUGUUGCUGCCAUUGUUCUGUAUGUUACUCCUUUUCAAGUUGUGGCCCUCCUCACUGGAUUCUAUGUGUUGAGGCAUCCAAGGUUCCGUCAUAAGCUUCCUUCAGUGCCGCUGAAUUUCUUCAGGAGGCUUCCUGCAAGAACUGAUUGCAUGCUGUGAGUAACCCCCAGUUUUAUCGCAAUUCAACUGUGAUUGCUAUGCCUUGUUACCUAUCAAUGAGUCUGGGAAGGCGCAGAAACAAAUUAAGCUUAUUUACUUUUAUCGUCAAGGACCAGAUUUUGGUUUCUGGUUUAACGUGUAUGACCUUCUGAAGGGUAGUAGAUUUUGUGGGUUUGCUGUUCAUUAUGUGGUAGGGUUUUCUGUUUUGAACUCCAUCUUAGUCUGCUGUUCAUUUGUAAUUUUGUAGGUUUUGUGUUGAAAUUGACUUGUGUUGAUUUACUUUUAUCUUUAAUUAGAUGAAGUAAUUUAUCGAAAUGACAUGGUCGAUCUGAGCACCGCCACCAUUGACCAUGUUUGAAAAUGGAUGUGAUUUUGGUUA